AUGACCUCCACGGGUGUUCCUGACGGAACGAUGGAGUUCGCGCCUCUGGAGGUCCAACAGAAUGGACUCUACCUGAACGUUUUGAACGUCGAAGGGGUCGGGACGUACCUCAUCGACACGUCUCAGCUCAAUAUCGGUGAAGAGGGUUUGUGGGAGAUCACUCCGGUGGCUUCACGGGCUUUCGGUCAGAACGAGGUCAUCGUCUCCCAAGCGCUCCCCGAAGCUACCGAAGAAGCGGCCGAAGAAGACUCCUCGAAGGACGUGAGUGCCUGGAUACUUCAAGUGAUUCCUACGAGUAAUACUUUUCGCGAAGACACAGGCUCUAUAUCCGUCGACGAAUAAUCUUCCCAGGUGGUGGAAACGUUCCGAUGUCAAAUCUGUGAGCUGGAGUUCGCUUCGGAAUGUAGGCUAUCGCUCCACGCGAAAUCUCAUUUCAUGGAGAAACCUUUCAAGUGUCAGAGCUGUGAGCAGACGUUCAACCACGAGGUCAACCUCCAACUGCACACAGCCGUUCUCCAUAAUACAUCGGAAUCGCCGUCCACUUGUCCAGUGUGCAAGAAGACAUUUUUGAGGUUAGCCUCUCUGAAGUCCCACGUGAAUGUUCAUCUCGUAGAUGAACAUUUCGUCUGCCAGCUCUGCGAAGCCGAAUGCGAAACUCAGGAGGAACUCGACUACCAUGAAAAUACCCUACAUCCUCCGAGGGGCCCCGGUCAAAGCUCUGUCGACAGUUUGGCCAAAGUUCGGCUUCUGCGAUGCUUUCCAUGCAAGAAAUCUUUCAGCAGCAAAGAAGAAUUCCAAGCGCAUCGAGCUCAUCAUCAGAAGUUGAAAACAGCCCUACGCUUUUCGAGGAAGACAAAAACCCGAAAAGGGAAAACGGUGCCGAAAAGGAAGUGGCACGAGUGCGUGACAUGCAAGAAAACCUUCAACAAAGCAUCUCUGCUCGCCAGACAUAUGACUCUCCAUACCGGCGAAAAGAGAUUUUCCUGCGGCGAAUGCGGAAAGCGCUUCAGUCAACACGUAUCUGUGCGAGUUCAUAUGCUUACGCACUCGGGCUCCAAACCGGAAUCCUGUCCCUUCUGCACUGCAACCUUCGCCCAGAAAAGCAAUUUGAGAGCUCAUAUAAAUCGACUGCAUCCGAUGAGUGGUGAUCGGAAGCUGAAGUGUCCGGUGUGUCCAUGCGUUUUCGCUACGACGACGUCUUUGGGAUGCCAUAUCUCAUAUCGUCAUCAAGAAAUAAGGUCGAAGGAUAUAAUAGAUGCUGCGGAAGCUUCAUCAGCAGAGGAGCAGAAUCAAGAAGAGGUCCCACCGGAGACCCCCGCCGAGGGGCAAGGUGCGAUUCCUCCUGCCGAAGACGAAAAGAAAGAUGCGAUCUGUGAGAGAAAAGCUGUCGAUGACAGUGAACCUGUACUGGCUGAGAAACACCCCGAAACUCCUGAAGAAGCCCCGAAGGGGAAACAGUCCGAAAUCGAAAACGACGUUCAACUGCGAUAUGCCCCAUUAGCGGACUCGCACACGGGAGAAGUGUAUACGCACACGGUGCGAUUAAUCGGUAAACUGACUUACCACCAGUGUAUGUACUGCACCAAAGAAUUCCGUCGACCCUGCGAUCUCAUCCGACACAUUCGGGUUCACACGAACAACCGACCUUUCAAGUGUCAUAUAUGUUAUCGCGACUUCACUCUGAGAUCCUCACUCCGGGACCACCUCAAGCAACACGCAGACUCGGAUGCCUCGGAACCUCAGAACCCGGUCUCGUGUCCUCUCUGCGCGAAAACAUUCCGGACUACUCAGGCUUGUAAAACGCACAUGAUGGUCCACGGGUUGGAUGCGGCUGACAUGUAUACCCAAUACAGGUGUCGCCAGUGCGAGGCGGUGUACGAGACGAAAGAAGCUUUGACGAGCCAUGUUGAGGAAGCUCAUGGAGAUCUCAUGGUUGCCACCGAAAUGCCAAUUCAAGAUCCGAUCAUGAUAUCCGAAACCGUUAUCACGCAAUCAGCCGGAGCGAUCAAUCAGAUUGAGGGUGUGAUGGAGGAGACUACGGAUAAUAUCGAGAGGGAAGAGCGUCGUCCGUUCACAUGCAACGUUUGUGGCUUCAAAUUCAAGAAGUCUUCCCACCUCAAACAACACCUCCGAUCUCACACAGGCGAGAAACCAUUCCAGUGUCCCACGUGCGAAAAGUAUUUCGCCUCGAAAUCGGUCCUCAAUGCUCACAUUAAGACACACAGCAACGUGAAAGCUUUCCGUUGCCAGUUAUGUACGGCAGCUUUCACCACAAAAGGUUCUCUGAGGCGGCACCUCGAAACACAUGAUAGGGAAGAGAAGAUUUUCAUGUGUCCCUACUGCGAGAAGAAGUUCCGCACAAACCUGUCGGCGAAGAAGCAUAUCUCAACCAAUCACGCUGCCGAGUCAACUAUCCAAAUCCUACGAGAAGAUGUAGGUCGAGAUUCACUCGAAGAAGCCAUGACAACCAUCGAGCAAGUAGACGUCGAGGAACAGAUUGACGCAUCGGGAGACGCGCAGAAUAGUCCCGAACAGCAAAACGCACAAGUACAAGCCGCUGCAGAGUCAAUCAUGAGGAAAUCUCGAGAGGAGGAGAACGCCGUGAUGCAGGUUCAUAUAGUCGAAGAUGAGCCGACCGCCGGGACAGAGAUGGAGCCUGGCGUCAUUUCGGUUGAAAACUCGAAUGCUCUGGGUCACGGCGUCUCUGAAACCUUCAUCAUACCCCCCGAGGGUAUCAACGUGUCUGAUUUGGCCUCGCAUCUUGGCACCACAGAAGAGGCUAUCACGCUCCUGCUUCAAGAAAAUGAAGGCCAGCAGCUUCAAGGCUCCGUGAUAGAGGCUCAUCAGGACCCCACAGGUGUGUUCGCCCGGAAAGAAGCUUCGGGAGCCGAGAUCGUAUUCCUCGCCUUCCGAGGGGGCGUGCCUCUGAUCCAGCAUCUCCCCGAUGGUCAGGAAGUGGACGGGGAAAAUAUGUCUAGUAUUAUAAAUUUCAAGUGCAGCGAAUGUCAUUCAGUAUUCCCGACCUCCGGCGCUCUCGUCAGUCAUUUGACCGAGUGCAAGAAUCAGGAUAUCUCUACUGCGGCUGAAAUUCAGUUCCCGACCUGUCCCGAGUGCGGAGUCUUCGCAGAAACUGAAGCUGUUUUGCGCGACCACUUAGAGCAAGAUCACGGCUCACUCGCAUUGCGGAACGCCCAGAAAAGCCAAAGAAAGCCCAAUAAGACGCGCUUCACCUCAGAUCACAUCCAGAUCCAAACCUCCGAGGAACUUGCUCUCAAGAAUCCGAAGGAUACAAACUCAUUAUUCGAGAAGGCUCUUAUCGCUAGUGCCAAUGACAUGAAGAGGACUCACCGCGUUGGCGAAGAGAAGACGAAAAUCAACCAAUCGUUCGCACAUAAGUGCACCGAAUGCCCGAAAUCCUUCCGAAAGAAUUCGGACCUGAUACGACACGUCAGGACUCACACUGGCGAGAGACCUUUCGUGUGCCAAAUUUGUCAACGAGCUUUUGCCGUUAAAUCUUCCCUCGACAUUCAUUUCAAAACUCAUUCGGGUGAGAAGAACUUCCCGUGUGAGGUGUGCUCUCGAGAUUUCGCGACGAUGGGAUCUCUGGUGGUUCACAUGCGACUGCACACGGGAGCUCGCCCUUAUGUCUGCUCAUACUGUCCAGCGAAAUUCAGAACCUCUGGAAACCGCAAGGUUCACGAACGUCAGCAUGGUAAGACUGCGUCGACCCUGGAACAAGACGCAGCCAGAGUUUCGCACCAUAUCGUCGCGGCCCAUCCAUCGGCGGUACCGAUUCAGUACCAACAGCAAGCCGGAGAAGCGGCGGAUCAGAGCUUGACGGGCUGGCUCGUCGACGAAUACGAGACGACGCAGCGCUGAGAUCAGCCACCGAGUCAUCGACAUUGUUCCUCCUUGUAAUUUAAAAUGUAUAUUCAGAUGAUACGUAUAAACCGUG
Galendromus occidentalis (western predatory mite) is the source of this 3955-nucleotide messenger RNA. Its product is annotated as zinc finger protein 236. The record is from RefSeq and is a predicted model, not a curated record. NCBI's taxonomy places the organism in Eukaryota, Metazoa, Arthropoda, Arachnida, Mesostigmata, Phytoseiidae. The transcript is spliced from 23 exons.